GUCCCGUCCCGGUUCCCCGCGGCUCAGCACCGCCGCACGGCCCCGGAGCCGCCCCCCCCCCCCCCCUCCCAGCCGGGGCCCGGUUCGGCCCAUAUGGUGCUGAGCGGGAUACGAGCAGCGCCCUGAGCCCACCCGUGUCCGCAUGGCUCCACGCGGGACGCGGCCCGGGGCGGCCGCCUUCAGCCUCCUCCUCCUCCUCCUCCUCACCGGUUGCGACGGCGGCGUGGUGGAGGUGCAGCGCAGCGUGACGGCGGUGCUGGGCCAGGACGCGGUGCUGCCGUGCCGGUACCGGGCGCAGGAGGGGGAGCAGGUGGUGCAGGUGACGUGGUUGAAGCGCAGCGCGUCGGGGCGCAGCACGGAGGUGGCCGUGCUGGACCUGCGGCACGGAGAGCACGUGCAGGACGCCUACGUGGGGCGCGUGCGGCGGCGGGGGGACGGGGCGCUGGAGGACGGAGGCAUCGUGCUGCGCAACGCCGUGCAGGGCGACGAGGGGGACUACGAGUGUCACCUCAUCACCUUCCCGCUGGGAAGCUUCGAGGGGAGGGUGGCGCUGAGGGUGUUGGUGCCGCCGCUGCCCAUCCUGAACCCGGGACCGCCGCUGGAGGAGGGGCAGGGCCGGACGCUGGCGGCCUCGUGCACGGCAGAGGGCAACCCGGUGCCCACGGUGCGCUGGGAGACGGAGGUGCGCGGUGCCAACGCCACGCGGCAGUCCCAGCACGACCACUCCGCCUCCGUCACCAGCGAGUUCUUCGUGGUGCCGGGGCGCAGCAUGAACGGGAAGAGCCUGACCUGCGUGGUGGCGCACCCGGGGCUGGUCCAAGAGAAGAGGAUCAUCCACCAGCUGAGCGUCGCCUACCUGUCUGACGCGUCGGUGCUGGGGCACACGGAGGAGUGGGCGGAGGGCAUGGAGGGGGCUGCGCUCACCUGCCUGGGGGACGGCAACCCCCCGCCCACCUACAACUGGACACGGCUCGACGCCCCGCUGCCCGCCGGCGUGCGGGUGAAGGGGGACACGCUGCUCUUCCAGCGCCCGCUCGCCGCCGCCGAUGCCGGGGACUACGUGUGCCGCGUGGCCAACCGCGUGGCGGCCAAGGAGGCGCGGGCCAACGUCAGCAUCAAGAGCAGGGCGGCAGAGGAUGAGGUGCGGAGGGUGGACCUGGUCUCAGCCUCAGUGGUGGUGGUGGGCGUCAUCGCCGCUGUGCUGCUCUGCGUCCUCGUCGUCGUCGUCGUCGUCAUGACCCUCUACCACAAGCGCAAGACCAAGCGCAUCUCUGAGAAGUACGAGGAGGAGCUGACGCUCACGCGGGAGAACUCCAUCCGCCGUCUGCACUCCAGUCACAGCACCGACACGCGCACCCAGAUGGAGGAGACACUGCAACUGCGCACAGAGAGCCGGCAGGGCAGCCUGCGUGGGGACAGCCUUCGUGGGGACAGCCUGCGUGGGGACAGCCUGCGUGGGGACAGCCUGCGUGGCACCAGCAUCUGCUCUGCUAUGAGCGAAGAGGCCGAGGGCCGCAGCUACUCCACCCUCUCCACGGUGCGGGAGAUCGAGACGCAGACCGAGGUCCCCGUGUCCCCACUGCUGUCCCCGUCCCUGGAGGGCAAAGAGGUGAAGGAGGAGGAGGAGGACGGUGGGGACAACCCCAUCAAGCAGGCAAUGACGCACUUUGUGCAGGAGAACGGCAUGCUGCAGGCACGGCCCAGCACCAACGGCAUCUACAUCAACGGGCGCGGGCACCUGGUGUGAGCGGGGACACGGGGCUGGGGGGGGACACCAACGGACCGCCGUCCCCUCCCUGCCACCCCGAAGCAGUGCUGCUGCGUUCCAUCCCCCAACGUCACCCCUGGUGCCCGUGUGAGGUUGGGGACGUGCGCUGUGUCGUGGGGAUGGGGGUUCUGUCCCCAAAUGCACCGCGUCUGGGACGUGUGCUGUGCGCUCUGUCCCCGCAUGUCCACCGCCCCUGGUGCUGGCACGAGGUUGGGGACAUGCGCCGUGCCACCAGGAUGGGGCUCCGUCCCCCGGAUGCCACCCCUGCUGCUGGGACCAACGUUGGGGACGUGCACUGUGCCACCAGGAUGGCACUUUGUCCCCCAAAUGCACCACGUCUGGGACACACGCUGUGCCACCAGGACUCUGUCCCCAAAUGCCACCUCUGCUGCUUGGUGCAGGGUUGGGGACGUGUGCCACGCCACCGGGAUGGAGCCCUGUCCCCAGAUGCCACCUCUGCUGCAUGGCACAGGGAUGAGGACACGUGCCACGCCACCAGGAUGGGGCUCUGUCCCCAAAUGCCACCCGCGCUGCCGGUGUGAGGUUGGGGACAUGCACUUUGCUGGGUUCCUGUCCCCGGAUGCCCCCUCUGCUACUUGGAACAGGGUUGGGGACACGCUCUGUGCCACCACGAUGGGGUCCUGUCCCUAGAUGCCACUCUCUGUUUGGCAUGAGGCUGGGGACACACGCUGUGCCACCAGGACUCUGUCCCCACAUGCCACCUCUGCUGCUUGGUGCAGGUUUGGGGACACGGACUGUGCCACCAGGAUGGGGUUCUGUCCCCAAAUGCCGCCCCCGCUGCAUGGCACAGGGUUGGGAACGCGUGCCGUGACCCAGGACAGAGCCCUGUCCCCAAAUGCCACCUCUGCUGCGUGGCACAGGGUUGGAGACGCGCUCCGUGUCACACGGAUGGUAUCAGAAUGCACCGCAUCCGGGACACGCGCUGUCCUACCGGGACUCAGUCCCCAAACGCCACCCCUGCUGCUGGUGUGAGGUUGGGAACGUGCACUUUGCUGGGUUCCUGUCCCCAUAUGCCACCUCUACUGCAUGGCACAGUGUUGGGGACACAGUGCCACCAGGAUAGCGCCCCAUCCCCAAACGCCACCCAUGCUGCUGCCACGCUGGGGACACGGGGACCCCAUGGAUCCCCCCCCCCCCCCACUGCCACUCCCCCUGGUCACAGCGUGGGGUCCCCACUCGGGACACGCUUCCCUGUGGGGCACUGCUGUCCCCCCCCCCCAUCCCAGGGGUCCGCGCUGUACAUAGUGCUGCUGUACAUAGGUGUAUAGGAUGGGGGUGUCGUCGUCGUCCCACCCCCCCCCCCCCAUCACUGUUUUGGAUCUGCGCUGCUCGGCUGUAAAUAAACACCCUGGGAGCAGCGUGCAUGGCUCUGUUGGUGCA
Molecule: messenger RNA, 3169 nt
Organism: Gallus gallus (chicken)
Lineage: Eukaryota; Metazoa; Chordata; Aves; Galliformes; Phasianidae
Product: poliovirus receptor-related protein 4-like
Exons: 9
Coding region: 143-1747 (534 amino acids)
Biological process (GO): homophilic cell-cell adhesion; heterophilic cell-cell adhesion
Cellular component (GO): adherens junction
Source: RefSeq, a predicted model, not a curated record